Molecule: messenger RNA, 3200 nt
Organism: Cuculus canorus (common cuckoo)
Lineage: Eukaryota; Metazoa; Chordata; Aves; Cuculiformes; Cuculidae
Product: multifunctional procollagen lysine hydroxylase and glycosyltransferase LH3-like
Exons: 19
Coding region: 44-2194 (716 amino acids)
Biological process (GO): peptidyl-lysine hydroxylation
Cellular component (GO): endoplasmic reticulum
Molecular function (GO): procollagen-lysine 5-dioxygenase activity; procollagen glucosyltransferase activity
Source: RefSeq, a predicted model, not a curated record
ACCCCCCUGGACCCCCCCUCCCCCGGGCCACGCCCCCCCCGCGAUGGCGCCGCUGCCGCUGCUGCUGCUGCUGCUGCUUCUGGGGCUGCUGCCGCCUCGCCCCGCGCUGCGGCCCGAGCAGCUGCGGGUGCUGACGGUGGCGACGGAGCCCACGGAGGGCUACGAGAGGUUCCUGCGCUCCGCACGGCGCUUCAACUACACCGUCCAGACGCUGGGCCUGGGGCAGCGCUGGCGGGGGGGCGAUGUGGCGCACACGGUGGGGGGAGGACAGAAGGUUCGAUGGCUGAAGGAGGCGCUGGGGGGGCUGCGGGGGGACCCCCACCUCGUCCUCCUCUUCGUCGAUAGCUACGAUGUGAUCUUCGCGGGGGGACCCCAGGAGCUGUUGGCCAAGUUCGAGGCGGGGGGGGCGCGGGUGCUCUUCUCGGCGGAGGCGUUCUGCUGGCCCGACGGGGGGCUGGCGGGAGCGUACCCCCCCCCAGCGGCGGGGGGCAAGGCCUUCCUCAACUCGGGGGGCUUUAUGGGUUUCGCCCCCGACAUUUGGCGCUUGGUUGAGCGCUGGCGCUUCCGCGACGAUGAUGACGAUCAGCUCUUCUACACCCGCCUCUACCUCGAUCCCCAGCUCAGGGAGGAGCUGGGUAUGGCGCUCGACCAUCACUCCCGCAUCUUCCAGAACCUCAACGGCGCCAUCGAUGAGGUGGUGCUCAAGUUCGAGCCGGGAAGGGUUCGGGUUCGAAACGUCGCCUACGACUCUCUCCCUGUCAUCAUCCACGGCAAUGGCCCCACCAAGUUGCAUCUUAAUUAUCUCGGUAAUUAUGUACCGGGGGGUUGGAACGAGGGCGGCUGCGACGACUGCGACGUCGACCUUCGUCCUCUCGACGGCGUCCCGGACGAGGAGCUGCCGUGGGUGCUGGUUGGGGUGUUUGUGGAGCAGCCGACGCCGUUUUUGUCGCGGUUCCUGCAGCGGCUGCUGACCCUGCGCUACCCCCGCGCCCGCUUGGGGCUCUUCCUGCACAACCGAGAGGUGAUCCACGAGCCCCACAUUGCUGCGCUGUGGCCGCAACUUCGUUCCUGUUUCGCCUCCGCGCGACUUGUGGGGCCCGAGGAGGCGCUGGAGCCCGCGGCUGCGCGGGACAUGGGCAUGGAGCUGUGCCGGCGCGACCCCCACUGCGAGCACUACCUCAGCCUGGACGCCGACGUCGUCCUGACCCACAACGACACCCUGAGGGCCCUCCUCACCCAGAACAGGCGGGUGUUGGCGCCCCUCCUCUCGCGUCCCGGACGCCUUUGGUCCAACUUUUGGGGGGCCCUCAGCCCCGAUGGGUUCUACGCCCGAAGCCCCGACUACGUCGACAUCGUCCAGGGCCGGCGGAGGGCGGUGUGGAAUGUGCCCCACGUGGCCGGGGCGUACCUGGUGGGGGGAGGGGCGCUGCGGGGGCCCUUCGGGGCGGGGCGAGUGUUCGCCCCUCCCCCCCCUGACCCCGACCUGGCGCUGUGCCAACGGGCGCGGGAACAGGGGCUGUUCCUCCACGUCACCAACCGCCAGGACUUCGGGCGCCUCCUGCACCCGGGCGGCUUCAACGCCUCCCUGAGACACCCGGAUGUGGCGCAGCUGCCCCACAACCCCCUGGACUGGGAAGAGCAGUACCUGCAUGAGAACUACAGCCGCAUCUUCGAGGAGAACCUCAUCCAGGAGCCCUGCCCGGACGUUUUCCUCUUCCCGCUCUUCUCGGAGCUCUUCGCCCACCACAUCCUCGAGGAGGCCCUCGGCUAUGGCCGCUGGAGCAGCGACCACCACGAGGGCGGGGCCGAGGCGGUGGCCCUGGGCUCGCUGGGGUUGGAGCCGUCCUGGCUGGGGGCACUGCGGCAGUUCCUGCCCCCCAUCGCCCGCAGGCUCUUCCCCGGCUACCACUGCAAGGGCCGCGCGGUGCUGAGCGCUGUGGUUCGGUACCGCCCCUCCCCCCCCGCGCGGCCCCGGACGGAUCCGCCCCUCCCCCCUCCCGCCACCAUCAGCCUCAGCGUCGGCCUCGGGCCCGCGCGGGGCGGCGGGUGGCUGUUCCCGCGCUACGGGUGUCGCGCGAGCGCCCCCGGGCCGGGAUGGGCUCUGCUGCACCCCGGGCGCCUCACGCACCGCACCGAGACCGAACCGCCCCGCGGGGACGUCCGCUACAGCCUCCUCACCCUGCUCGACCCCUGAGAGCGCGAUAGGAGCCUCCAUAUCGCGAUAGGAGCCUCGAUGUCACAAUAGGGGCCCUGAUACCACAAUAGGAGCCUCGAUAUCAUUAUAGAGGCCCCGGGCAUCGACCCCAACAUCACGAUAGGGGCCUCGAUAUCGUGACCAGGAGCCCUGAUAUCACAACAGGCACCUCGAGAUCACAAUAGGGACCCGGAUAUCAAUCCCAACACCACAACAAGGACCCCAGCGUCAACCCUAAUGUUGCGAUAAGAGACCCUGAUAUCGCAAUAGGGAGUUGAUAUCAUGAUAAGGACCUCAAGAUUGCAACAGGGACCCCAACGAAACAGCAAGGACCCGACAUCGCAAUAUGGACCCUGAUAUUGUGAUAGGGACCUCAAUAUCGUGAUGGGGACCCCAAUAUCGACUCCCGACAUUGUGACAAGGACCUCAACAUUGAUCCCGGCAUCACCAUAGGGACCCCGGUACCACGAUAUGGCCCUCAACAUCAACCCCUAUAUCACAACAAGGACCCCCGACAUGAUGAUGGGGACCCAGAUAUCAUGAUAUGGAUCCCUUGAUAUUGCAAGAUGGGCCCCAACGUUGUCCCUGACAUCACAAUAAGAACCUUGAUAUCACGACUGGGACCCCAGCAUCGACCCCAAUGUCGCAACAGGGACUUCAGUAUCAUGAUAGGGACUUGGAACAUCGACCCUGAUAUCAUGACAGGGACCUUGAUAUUGCAAUAUCGAGCUGUCCCCCCCUCAUCGCAACAGGGCCCCCAAUACAGGCCCUGAUAUUGCAACAGGGACUUCGAUAUCACAAUAGAGACCUGGCUAUCCCGACAAGGACCUCGACAGCGCGAUAUUUGGGGCUGCGAUGGCGCGGAGGCACCAGGCGGGGGCGCCCGAGGCCGCGAUAUCGGAGGGCGGGGAGCCUCGAUAUCGCGAUAGAGGGACGCAGGGAGGGGGGAAUUUGGGUUCCCCCAUUCAAGUACAUUAAAUCAGUGGUGUCGCUCCCACUGACUUCA